AUUUUUUAAUCAUAACGUCUGUGGAAGAUGAUAAAAUUGUAAAACAGAAACGGCAGCCUUUAUGUACAAAGAGCCUCAUAUCCCCAGAGGAGGCUGUGGGAUUGUGGGUGAAAUCCACUGAUAUCCAAAGCCCCAUGUCAUUGGCUGGACAAAGAUCAAGUAUUAUUUAUUCACAGUACUGGCGUUACACUGCAGGUCUUGAGUUUCUUGGGCACAGCGUGUGGGAUAUUUAGUAAUCAAUCAGAGACUAAGGAUACAUUAACUUAGAGAAAAAAAUUAUAUUUAUUUAACCCUUAUUUCUCUGUGGAAUCUGGAAAUCUGCAGUCUGAGACCUGCCCUGCCUGUGGCAGGAUGAAGCCUUUGUGAACUUGUAGUCAGAUUCUGCUAAUGACACAAGUUAAGGACACAUCCCAAACCUCCCACUUGUACACUGCUGGGCCCAGCUUACUCUUGUGAGAGGCUUUUUACUAGCUGAGACUCUCACAAGUCUUAUUAACAUCUAAAUACAUUUAGAGCCAUUUUGGGGGAAGGUGUCAUUUGUAGGCAGUAGCUGAAUUUGGGCUUUUGAAUUUUUAAAAAUUAUCAGAAAGAUCCAGUAUCUACUUGACAGAGGUUUGGCUGGAGAUUCAGGGACCAGGAAGUUGCCAUCCCAGCAGUACCUCCAUUUAUGUUGUUGUGUUGAAAGCUUUAUGGAUAACAAUUUUAGCUCAACCUACCUUGGCAAGCAUCCAACACAAGUCCAAGUCCCACCCAUGUGCUUCUAUUCACCAUCAUAAUUUCCUUAGAACUGAGAUGUGAACUUUGGAACUAGCAUAUGGCUAAACAGGAGGCUGUAAGACCGGAGACAGGUUAUUUCACAGCUGGUUAUACAAGGUCUAAUGUGUUAGGAAAUUCGGAUGAACCAUGAAAUUCAGUACAGGAGUUUUGUACAUCUGUUUCCAGAGGUUCAAAAGCCCACAGUAAAGGAGGAAAUGGCAGCUCACAGAUUAAACUCUCAGCAAGGGGAGGUGUGGAGUCAGCCACAGCUGAGCCUGGUGCUGCUGGGAGAGAGGCUGUCUGGGAAGAGCUCGGUGGGCAACGUGCUGCUUGGCCGGAGGCAGUUUGAGGCAGGUGAAGUGACAUCACACAGCAGGAAGGGGACCGGGAUGGUGGCAGGCAGGCAGGUGACUGUCGUGGACACUCCGGGGUGGUACGUUGAGCGUCGCACGCCGGAGAGUGUUCACCAGGAGAUAGAAUUGGGCGUGGCACUCUGCCCCACAGUGCCCCGCGUCUUCCUGCUAGUCCUCUGUAUCACUAAAGAGUUUGGUUUGGCUGAGUGGAGAGCCAUGUGUACACAUCUUGGACUCCUACAGUUUCCUGUGUGGACUCACAGUGUGGUGCUGUUCAACCCAGGGGACCAACUGGGGGCUCAGAGCAUAGAGGAGAACAUUAAAGGGGGUGGUCAGUAUCUCCAGAGGCUCAUGGAAAUGUGUGGGAACAGGUACUGUGUUCUUGGCCGUGAUGGACAGGCUCUGAUUGCACAGCUUCUGGAAGAGAUGGAACCAUUGGCAGAAGGAAGGAGAUCAAACACCACUCAGAUCCAACAGAAGAGAGAGGGAGCUGAAUGGAAGCGGAGGGAGGAGGGUGAGAGAUUCCUGGUUUGGAUGGAGAAGCAGACCCAGAAACCCACAGCGCUCCAUAUGGCAGAACUGGACCAUGGCUCUGCACUGACCCUGGUGCUGCUGGGUAGAAGAUUGGCAGGGAAGAGCUCAGCUGGAAAUACCAUCCUGGGUGGGAGACAGUUUGAGAGCGGGAAGAAGACUGUGUGCUGUGCAGAGAAAUGGGGUACGGUGGCCUGGAGGAGGAUCACUGUGGCCGACACUCCUGGCUGGAGUCAGUAUGGGCUGGCCAAUCGGGAGCAAGUGAGGGCGGAGAUCAUGCGGAGUGCUUCCCUGCACCCACACGGGCCCCGGGCUUUCCUCCUGACCAUCCCAGUGGACUCCUUCACUGAGAGAAACCGGAGGGCGGUGGAGGAGCACCUUGGUCUCCUGGGAGAGUGCGUGUGGAGACGCACAUUAGUGCUCUUCACCUGGGGUGACAAGCUGAACGGGAGGAGCAUUGGGCAGCACAUCAAAAAAAUGGGCGUGGCCCUCAGUGGCCUGGUGGAGAAGUGUGGCAACAGGUAUCACGUCUUCAACAACAUAAACAGAGCCAAUGAUACUCAAGUCAUUGAGCUGCUGGAGAUGGUCGAUCGCAUGUAAACAGACCUUUAUUCACAUGAACGGUCUACGGCAAAGCUCUCAGCAGAUCUUUCCAAAGUCAGUCCCAGGCACACUGGCGUGUACUGUUUUUCAUUCCAGGUGCCAAAACCAUUUUCUUUGUCUAUUAUUGUAAGUUAAGUUGGUUGACUGUAAAGAGGCUACAUUAUAUUUUUGUGGAUUUCAUAUUAAAUAUGAGAGUAUGACCAGCUCCUAAAGUGUGUGUAAACAUUAUUUAUAAAAUGUAUGCAUAAAUUAAAUAAAAUUGUACUCACACAUGUUCAUUAAA
Molecule: messenger RNA, 2526 nt
Organism: Anguilla anguilla (European eel)
Lineage: Eukaryota; Metazoa; Chordata; Actinopteri; Anguilliformes; Anguillidae
Product: GTPase IMAP family member 8-like
Exons: 3
Coding region: 897-2240 (447 amino acids)
Molecular function (GO): GTP binding
Source: RefSeq, a predicted model, not a curated record